This is a messenger RNA of Tetrahymena thermophila SB210, 2136 nucleotides long. Its product is annotated as cyclic nucleotide-binding domain protein. NCBI's taxonomy places the organism in Eukaryota, Ciliophora, Oligohymenophorea, Hymenostomatida, Tetrahymenidae. The record is from RefSeq and is a predicted model, not a curated record. The transcript has 3 exons.
AUGAGAAAUAGAGAUAUUCCUAAACAUCUAUAAACUAAAGUUUUUAAAAAUCUUGAAUACUCACAUAUACUAGAAGGAAGCUUAAUAUAAAAAAGUGAAAUAAUUUUAGAUAAUCUGACUCUCACUCUUCGAAAUCAAAUCAAAAUAGAGUUUUAUGGCAGAAUUUUGCAAAAUUAUAAGUUAUUUAAUCUUAAUUUUUCACAAGAAGUAAGACAAGAGCUGUGUCUUCAUAUGAAAGAAAUAAUAUUAUAACCAGGAGAAAUUCUUUACGAUAUUGGAUAAAACAAUGAUAAAAUAUUCUUUUUGCAUAAGGGAUCAGUUGAAAUAAUUUCAUUUAACUUCAAUAAAUAGAAUUCUUCAACUAUUGGAAUUGCUUAAUCUGGUAGUAUGCUUGGACAACUAGGAUUUUUCACUGGGUAAUUAGAAAUACUUUAAGCGAAAUCAAUAGAUACAUGCUUUUUAAUUUAUUGUGAUAGAAGCAGCUUUUAAUAAAUAAUUUCAAAAAAUAGCUAUGAUAUGGAAAUUUUUUGUAAGUUGAGAGAUAAUCUACUGAUUUAUAAUAGGUAAUUUGAAACUACCUGUUAUUGCUGCUAAAAAGUAGGCCACGAAACAAGUUAAUGUUAAAUUUAUGGUGCCAAAAUUGUAAAGUAGAUAUCCAUUUGGAAACACUUAAAAUGGUUUUAGUAAGAAAGAGAUAGUUCACAUUAAAGGAAGAAAAAAAAAUCAAUUAACAGCUUAAAAUGCAGAAAUGAAUAUAUGACUUAGGCAAGAAAAUUAAGACUACUGUAUUUCUAUUAUGCUUACGAUUAUGACUUUUAGAUUCAAUAGGAAGAUUUAGAGCUAGAAUAAAAUGAUAUGGAAUUCCUACUUUUUAUCCCCAAAAUUUUUUAUAAAGAUGGAGAAUAUGAAUAUAGUGAGGGCGAAAUAUCUAACUUUAGUGAUCGAUACUAUGAUGAACUCAAAAAAGAAUAUGAUUUAUAUCCACCAAAAAUAAAUUCAUAAAGAGAACUUUAAAGACAAGAAACUUAAAAACCAGAAGAUAGUUCAAAUUCUUAGCUCAGUGAACCUAGAAUCUAGAGUAAUGAAAGUAUCUUGAAAGCAAAAUAAUAAUUACAUAGACAAAGCUUAAAUUUAAAUUAAUUUACUAAAAAAGAAUUUUUUAAACAAUAAAAAAAUAAAACUCAGCCUUUAUAAUCUGAAAAAGAGUAAAUGUAAGUAAACUUCACCAUGAAUUUUAAUAAUCUCCAGAAUAAACUUUUUUAGAAAAGUAAUAGUAAAGGCAAUUAAAAUAAUUCCAAUAAAUCGUAGAAGAAUAAGAAAAAUAAUUCUUUAUCUCGGAUAGAAGAAUAUCAAAUGCCUUCAGGAGAGAUUUAAUACAACUCUGAAGUUAUGUUUUCAGAUCCUAAAUUAAAUACUCCAAGAAUAAAUUUAACUAACAGAAAUCUUGCAGAUAUCAUAGAAAGAUAGCAAUCAAGCUCAUAUCAAGAAGAAUCUAAAUCAUCUAUUAAUAAAAAUUAAGAUGUUUUGAAAAUUUGUAAAAGUUAAAAUGAAGAUUUUUAAAAUAUAACUUCAAAUUAAAGACUUUCAAUUGAUAAACACAAGAUUAAUCGGAUAAGUAUUGAGCAUUCAAGGAACAGUUUUUCGCGAGGUCAACGACCUUCGAUUCUCUUUGGUCUUAAUUAAAUAUCAAGCUUAUAAAAAUAAUUACGUCUUAGCAAUGAUAAAAAUAUACCAAUCUAAGAAAUUGCUGAUAAAGAAAAUAAAGACUAAGAUAGUUCAUAAUCUCUUACCAGUAAAUCUUCAAGUGCCAGCUCUUAUAGUUAGACCCCUAAUCAAGUAAGAGUGAAAACAGUUGUGAAUUUUGACAAAGUUAAUGAAGCAAUGCAAAUACUUUAAGAGAGGAGAAGUAAUCAAAUAAGUUAAUUUUAUCUUUAAUAUUAUGAUGGAAUCUACAUAGUACCUGACUUUGAUAAAGUGAAGGAGUAUACAGGAUAUUAUCCUUACAAUAAUUUUUCUAAGGUAAUGAAAUAAUUAAGGGAAAAGCAAUAUAGACUUUUUAGAAAGCAAAAGUUAAGUAGGACUGUCAUAAGGGAUAACAAAAAAAAAUUUACUGAAAUUUAAUAUGCACAAUAAUGA